Messenger RNA from Mus musculus (house mouse), 1333 nucleotides. RefSeq names its product ring finger protein 208 (gene Rnf208). Lineage: Eukaryota; Metazoa; Chordata; Mammalia; Rodentia; Muridae. The coding region runs from base 368 to 1165 and encodes 265 amino acids. The transcript has a single exon. The record is from RefSeq and is marked validated. Gene Ontology annotation, biological process: protein autoubiquitination. Gene Ontology annotation, molecular function: ubiquitin-protein transferase activity. Gene Ontology annotation, cellular component: nucleoplasm.
CCCGGCCCAGGGACUGCUGACCUCUGCUACAGGAGGAGGCCCCUCCACGCCCCCUUGCCAGCUUCAGCAGACAGAGACCCUGGGUGAGCUCCAGAGCCCCAAACAGCCACCCAUACCCCCUUGUCCCCGCCUGCUUCCCCCUCCCCCUCCUCUUCCUCCUCCUCUUCGGACUGAAUCAGAUAAGCCAUUGUGGCCACUGGGAGGGGGGUUGCCCUCCAAGCUGUCACCGGCUGCCCCUUGCAGUCCACAGAGUAACCGUGGUCCUCACCAGGCCUGGCAGGACCAGGAUGCAGCCCCUUCUCUUCCCCCACGGCCCCACCCAACACCCCCACCUGUGCCAACGUCCAGUCUGACUGUAGAGAGCCGGAUGCCAGCUGACCCUGGGCCUGAGGUGGGCAGUGGAUGGCCGGGCCUCCUCAUGUCCUGCCUGAAAGGCCCCCAUGUCAUCCUCAAAAUGGAGGCCAUGAAGAUUGUCCACCCUGAAAAGUUCCCUGAGCUCCCGGCGGCCACCCCCUGCUUCCCUCCUGCACCCAGGCCCACUCCCACUCUGGCACCCAAGCGUGCUUGGCCCUCAGACACAGAGAUCAUUGUCAACCAGGCAUGUGGGGGGGACAUGCCUACCUUGGAAGGAGCAUCCCACACUCCACCCUUGCCAAGGCGGCCCCGCAAAGGCAGUUCUGAGUUGGGCUUCCCCCGGGUGGCACCAGUGGAUGAGGUCAUUGUAAAUCAGUAUGUGAUUCGACCUGGCCCAACAGCCUCUGCACCUUCAUCGUCUGGGCCAGUGAUAGCAGGUGAGCCCCUGGAAUGCCCCACCUGUGGGCAUACAUACAACGUCACUCAACGGCGGCCCCGUGUGCUGUCUUGCCUGCACUCCGUGUGUGAGCAGUGCCUGCAGAUUCUUUAUGAGUCUUGCCCUAAGUACAAGUUCAUCUCCUGUCCCACCUGCCACCGUGAGACUGUGCUCUUCACUGACUAUGGCCUGGCUGCACUGGCUGUCAACACAUCCAUCCUGAGCCGCUUGCCACCUGAAGCCCUGACUGCCCCAUCCGGUGGACAGUGGGGGGGUGAAUCUGAAGGCAGCUGCUACCAGACCUUCCGGCAGUACUGUGGAGCUGCAUGCACCUGCCAUGUGCGGAACCCACUAUCUGCCUGUUCCAUCAUGUAGUGUCCACCUGCCCACUACUGCCUGCAGGUCCUUGCUCGCCGCUUCUUCAGGGAACUGGCUUUGUCCUGUUGCCCGCUGACCCUUUCUUGCCCACUGUGGCUUCUGGCCCUACCCUGCGUGGCAUUGUCGCUGCAGCCAACUUUGCCAUUAAAACUCUUUGCCAAAGUU